CAUUUGAACAUUCAAAAUCAGGAAGGAAACAAAAACGUUUCGAGACAUUUUUUUUAAUUUUAUAUUCUGUGUUCAUAGUGAUACAGUAGGUAACCAAAAAGCCAGUAGCUCUGUUUACUUGCAAUGUCCGGCCGUGAUGGUGGCGGAGGCGGCGGCGUCAGAGAGCAGGGUUCAGCAUCUCCGGCGUAUAAACCAUCAAAAUUCGCAGUUUAUCAAAACCCAGCUUUGUCAGCUGCACUAACCGCUAAUAGCCUCCAGCCCUCAAAUUCAACCUUUGUCUUUAUCCUCUCUCUCACUUCCGCCUCUGCUUUAGCUUUUCUCUCUAUCAUCUCCAGGGAAAAUGGACUGACUGAAACAGUGGGAUUCAUGAAUUUACCACAAGAAGCAGCAAAUAUAUUUUCCAAGGCAGUGCAAAUUUUUGUAGGGUUAGUUUUUGUUGGAUCUUUAAUUGCCCUCUUCAAAGCCAUCUCUUUGCAUAGAGGAAAAGAUGCAGCUGGUGUUCCAAUGAAGUCCCUCUCUAAAGAAACCAAGGAUAAAUCACCUUUAACAACCCAUCAAAUGGGACUUUUAGGAAUGAAACCAAAAAUUGAACCAGUUGUAACUGAAUCUCCAAAGAAACCUCCCAAAUCCAAACCUGUAAUGUCUUCUUCCGAUAUCCUUGUUCCAAUUCAUCAAUCAAUUGCCAGCUCCAAUAGAAAGUCCCGAGUUGGGUCCGAUAAAUCAAUUUCUGGCACCGGAAAUAAGAUGACCUCUUUCAACACUCCGUCCAAAUCACAGAGUUCUCCAUCUUCUUUAUACCUUGUUCCUGGGGUAAGUUCACCUUUAACUUCUGCUCAUUCCUCUCCUGGUUCAGCAAUCUCAACUCCUUGGUCCAGUAAACGAGCCUCCUCUACUAAAGAGAUACAAACAGAAGCGCAGCUUGAGCAGUUCUUAGCAGAUGUGGAUGAGAAAAUUACUGAAUCAGCUGGGAGACUUGCAACACCACCCUCCUCCAUUAGGAAUUUUGGCGUAGCUAGUCCUAAUACUAUGGUAAGUCCAGCUAAUACAUCUGGAAAUACAAGGAGCACGCCAUUGAGGCCUGUGAGGAUGUCUCCAGGCUCCCAAAAAUUUACCACUCCACCUAAGAAAGGAGAUGGCGAACUUCCUCUGUCAAUGUCUAUGGAAGAGGCUAUUGAAACUUUUAAGCAUUUGGGUAUCUAUCCUCAAAUUGAGCAAUGGCGUGACCACCUCAGGCAAUGGUUUUCAACAGUUCUGCUCAAACCUCUUCUUAACAAGAUUGAAACCAGCCACAUUCAGGUAAUGCAUACAGCCGCUAAGCUUGGUAUCUCAGUAGCAAUUAGUCAAGUUGGAAGUGAUUCACCAGCGAGUGGAACUCCGGCUACUAUAUCUUCAAUGGAUAGGAAGGAAUGGCAACCGGCUUUUUCACUUGAUGAAGAUGGCCUUCUCUAUCAAUUACGUGCUACUCUUAUGCAAACUCUCGAUGCUUCUAAGCCUAAGCUACCUAUGGCCACACUGCAACAAUCUCCGCAGCAAAAUCCGAUGAUUCCUAUAAUGCAGGAGUGUGUGGAUGCCAUCAAUGAACACCAAAGGCUUCAUGCCUUGAUGAAAGGGGAAUGGUCUAGAGGUUUGUUACCACAUAGCAAUGUUCCAGAGGACUAUAUGGUACAAAGGAUACAAGAACUUGCUGAAGGAACCUGCUUGAAGAAUUAUGAGUAUAUGGGAGGUGGAGAGGUCUAUGCCAAGAAGAAGAAGAUGUGGAAUCUUGAGCUUCCGACAGAUUCUCACUUACUGUUAUACUUAUUUUGUGCUUUUCUUGAGCACCCUAAGUGGAUGCUUCAUGUAGAUCCUGCAUCUUAUGCUGAAGAGCAGUCUAGUAAAAACCCUUUAUUCUUGGGGGUUUUGCCUCCAAAAGAAAGGUUCCCUGAGAAAUACAUUUCCGUCAUAUCUGGUAUUCCUCCUUCAACUCUUCACCCAGGAGCUUGUGUGCUGGUUGUAGGAAGGCAAAGCCCUCCGCUCUUUGCGUUGUACUGGGAUAAGAAACUCCAGUUCUCUCUUCAGGGAAGAACAGCAUUAUGGGAUACCGUCUUGCUUUUGUGCCACAGGAUCAAGGUAGGAUACGGAAGCAUAGUUCGAGGUAUGCAUCUUGGUUCGUCAGCCUUAAAUAUCCUCCCACUUCUCGAGUCAGAAACUGAGGAGUGACUGUUUAUCAAAACUUGCUGCAUCGUGGAUAUCGGCUCUCAUCUCAAUGUACCAAACAACUCGCUGCACCGGAAAUCUUGCUGGAGGGCUGCUAAAUGAUUUUGGCAGUGAAUUUUCUCACUGGUUCAACCUAUGCACUAGUGAUGUGGUAGCAGUCAUCGGAGUUUUAGGAGAUGGGUGUGAUCGGCGCCAAAGAAUUAAGCAAAAUUCUUGCAAAUUGUACUAAUUUACAACUUUUUGACUUUGAUUUUCAACCACCUUAGUUGUUUUGAAGGUGGCAAAAGUAGAACAAAAAAUAACAUUUUUGUAGAUUAUGGAAGCUAAUGUUGUUAUCCUAAA
Messenger RNA from Mercurialis annua (annual mercury), 2538 nucleotides. RefSeq lists its product as uncharacterized. The record is from RefSeq and is a predicted model, not a curated record. Lineage: Eukaryota; Viridiplantae; Streptophyta; Magnoliopsida; Malpighiales; Euphorbiaceae. The coding region runs from base 124 to 2199 and encodes 691 amino acids. The transcript is spliced from 7 exons. Gene Ontology annotation, cellular component: membrane.